This is a messenger RNA of Aspergillus nidulans FGSC A4, 462 nucleotides long. RefSeq lists its product as uncharacterized. NCBI's taxonomy places the organism in Eukaryota, Fungi, Ascomycota, Eurotiomycetes, Eurotiales, Aspergillaceae. The coding region runs from base 3 to 236 and encodes 77 amino acids. The transcript has 3 exons. The record is from RefSeq and is a predicted model, not a curated record.
UCAUGAGUCGGAAUUUUAUCCCCGUCGUUCUGGCCGUCGUAAUGGGCGUCGGAACAGGGUACUACACCUUCCAGCCCGCAUUGAGGGAACUCCAAAGCAAUAAGGGUAUUAUAGCGAGGUCCCCGUCUGGAAGCCAGAGUUUCCCCGCAGCGCAACAACCAGAGCAUCAGUCGCAACAGACCGUCUCUACCUUAACAUCUACGCCUACGCCAACAGAAAGUAAUACUGGAAAAUAAGGAGUCAUUAUCCUACCGUUAAUAUGGUUCGACGAGGCUUGGAAAUCUUUGAGUGGUAAUGGACUAUCUGGGUUCUAGAGCCGGGUCAGGUAAAUCCCUUCGGGUACUGGCUCAAGCGCCGGCACUGUGAUAAAUGCUUCUAGGCAUUCAGGUCUCCUGAUAACUUGGGUAGACACCCUAAGUCUGCCCGUUGGCAUGCUUGCGACGCUUCGUCGUGUUAUGUAAG